UCAGGUUAAACAAACGAGAUAAAGCGAGUUAAUUUGUGAGCUUUGGAGGUACUGCUAGGUGGAUUUUGUUUUCUUUGGACAGAGCCUAGAGUCUUCGUGCUAAGCUAAGUUAGCCUAGUACAUCUUGAUAGGUCAGUGUUGAUCUUAGCUAACUUAAUUAAUUUAUCAGCAAGAAAGCUAGCGUCUCCCAAAAUGUCCCACUAACAUUAACGUUAUUCCUUUAAUCAAUUUGGCUUCAACCCGAAAUGCAGCUUUCAACAAUAAACAAGCAACCAAGCCAAUAGUCUCCAUUUCCAAAUGAUUUUUAAAUUACCUGGCUCCCGCAGCUCAAACGACUAAGAACCCUCUCCCCCGAAAAAAGUUAAAAUUAAGUACUUUUAAAUUAAAGGGUAAUUCGAAGCCUCUGCGUGGCGUGUCCUCAGGCUCCCGGGUUGCGUUGAGAGAGGAGGGAGGAGAGAGAGAGAGGCUGGCUGACACCGACCACGGCAGCAGCAUGACCAGAAACAAACAGACCCGACUACUUUGACACUGCGCUCCUGUGGAGGCGACGAGGGGAGACGCCGCGCUUCCCAGGGCUGACACUGUACAUUUUUUGUACAACCGAAGAAGACGACCCGACUUCAAAAAGCAAGUGGGCUCGGUCUUCUGCGCGCUUCAAAACGCUGAUCAGACAUGGUGGACACCCAGCAGCUCCUAGCCUGGCCUGUCGGUUUCAGCCUGAGCGCCGUGGACCUGUCAUCAGAGCUGGACGACAGCUCCCACUCCCUCGACAUGAAGCAUUUGUCAACGUUAGACUACGCCUCCAUCUCCUCCUCCUCCAUCCAGUCCUCCCUGUCUCCCCCGCUCGUAUCCUGCAUCUCCUCCGCCGGUGUGGCCUAUGACCCCAGCCCUCCGCAGAGCGAAGAGCACCUGACCAACAUGGACUACACAAACAUGCACAGCUACAGGAUGGAGCCGGACACUCACAACUUGAUCAAGUUGGAGCCGGAGUCGCCUCCGCAGUACUCUGACAGUCCCGUGUUCUCCAAGCUCCAGGACGAUACGACAGCAGCGGCGCUAAACAUCGAGUGUCGUGUGUGUGGGGACAAAGCCUCGGGGUUUCACUAUGGCGUCCAUGCCUGUGAGGGCUGUAAGGGUUUCUUCAGACGCACAAUCAGGUUGAAGUUGGUCUAUGAUCACUGUGCUCUUCACUGUCGCAUUCACAAGAAGUCCCGCAACAAGUGCCAAUACUGUCGCUUCCAGAAGUGCCUCAAUGUCGGAAUGUCACACAACGCCAUUCGUUUUGGCCGGAUGCCCCAGGCGGAGAAGGAGAAACUGCUGGCUGAGUUCUCAUCUGACAUGGAGCACAUACACCCGGAGGCAGCAGAUCUGAGGGCUCUGUCCCGGCAUCUGUACGAGGCCUAUCUAAAAAACUUCCCCCUCACCAAGGCCAAGGCCAGGGCCAUCCUCUCUGGGAAGACCGGAGAUAACGCGCCUUUUGUCAUCCAUGACAUGAAGUCUCUAAUGGAAGGGGAGCAGUUCAUUAAUUGCAGGCAGAUGCCCAUCCAGGAGCACCAGCAGCAGACAUCCGCCCUAACGGUCGAACAUGGAGGAGCCCACCUGGGGUCAGAGUGUGGCGUUUUGAACGCUGUGGAGCUGCGUUUCUUUCACAGCUGUCAAUCACGUUCGGCUGAAGCAGUGAGAGAAGUGACAGAGUUUGCCAAGAGUAUCCCAGGAUUCAUCGAUCUGGAUCUCAAUGAUCAGGUAACUUUGCUGAAGUACGGCGUGAUCGAGGUCUUAAUCAUCAUGAUGUCACCCCUGAUGAACAAAGACGGAACCCUCAUCUCCUAUGGACAGAUCUUCAUGACGCGGGAGUUCCUCAAGAGUCUCAGGAAACCCUUCUGUCAAAUGAUGGAACCAAAGUUUGAGUUCUCAGUCAAGUUCAACACGCUUGAGCUGGACGACAGCGACAUGGCGCUGUUCCUGGCUGUCAUUAUCCUCAGCGGGGACCGUCCAGGCCUGCUGAAUGUGAAGCCCAUCGAGCAGCUUCAGGAGACGGUGCUACAUUCGCUGGAGCUGCAGCUGAAGCUAAACCACCCAGACUCUCUGCAACUGUUCGCCAAGGUGCUCCAGAAAAUGACCGACCUGCGUCAGAUCGUCACUGACCACGUCCACCUCAUCCAGCUGCUGAAAAAGACGGAGGUGGACAUGUGCUUACAUCCACUGCUGCAGGAGAUCAUGAAGGACUUAUAUUAGAAUUAAACAGGAGAAAAGGACACAUAGAGAAAAGUGGGAAGACAGAUCAAAGAGAGAAUAAAGAGAUUUUAUUUUUGAAAUCAUGUCAUGUGAAAUUAGAUGAAAAAGCACUUUGUGCUGCUGGCGUGUUAAAAGGGAGGUAGCCAGACAGGCUGACUGAUAAUGAGAAAGAGAUGAGGAAGAACAGGAAAAGUGAAAUCAAGGAAAGAAAAAAUCUGUGUUAGAUCUUGUCUAGACAGCAGCAUGUGAAUAACUUGCGGUGCACAGUCAUUUAGCCACUGCUGAACCUAAACAUUUUGUGAAUGAGUAGGCUGCCAACUUAACUACGAAACUACCAACUAUUGCACCAAUCAUGAGUGGUGUCCAUGACUAACCAAAAGAGUGGGGACUUUCUUAUUGCCAAGCUGAAACUUAAAAUUUGUGAGUGCCCAACACAGCCUUCUUCAAGUGCCAUAAGGAGAAAUGCACCACUGUGAAUAUUUUACAACGUGUCACACAGCACAGUAUGUGUUACAUUACAACUGUCAUAGGCAGCAGCAGUGUGUACGUGCUUCAGUACCUCUGUGAACACACACAGAUGCAUGAAUGCUCACAAGCUCGCGCGCAAGCACACACAAAACAAUGAUCAGAAUGAAUAGUCAUUUUCUGUUUUGGCAGGGUUAAGGUGCUAUCUCUCUUUAAUCAGUUUUAUCCAAAGACAGAAAUCUGAUUAUUGCCUGUAACAUAUUUUAGUGUCAGUCACCUGUAGAAACUGUGAGAAAGUGUGAAGCCAACAAAAUGUCAUUAUGAUUUCACUUCUUUGUUGAAAAAUGAAACAGUAUACGCCAUAUUGUGCCUUUUAAGACUAGGUUUUUUUGUGUGGAAUGAAUGACAUUUAAAUAACAUUAGAUAUAUUACACAUGUAUAAUGUAUAAUAUAUAUUCAUUUAUAUUAUUUUUGUAUGGAUAAAAUUGACUGUCAAACACAAUUGGCUUUUCAGCCGUAGUUGUUUUGUUUCAAAUUCUUACAAAGUGGUUGAGUUUUACUAUGAAAUUAUUUUGUAUAUGUGCGAAGGGUCUACUGUGUCUGAUCAAUGAGAUGUUGGGUUUGGCAGGGGAAGAGGGGGUGUUGUAAAUAAAAUAUUUUCUAACUUUU
This is a messenger RNA of Micropterus dolomieu (smallmouth bass), 3369 nucleotides long. It is a transcript of the gene pparg, whose product is annotated as peroxisome proliferator-activated receptor gamma. Lineage: Eukaryota; Metazoa; Chordata; Actinopteri; Centrarchiformes; Centrarchidae. Gene Ontology annotation, cellular component: nucleus. Gene Ontology annotation, molecular function: zinc ion binding; RNA polymerase II cis-regulatory region sequence-specific DNA binding; nuclear receptor activity. The record is from RefSeq and is a predicted model, not a curated record. The transcript is spliced from 9 exons. Bases 673 to 2235 code for a protein of 520 amino acids. Gene Ontology annotation, biological process: negative regulation of inflammatory response; cell differentiation; hormone-mediated signaling pathway.